GAGGACCAGAUCCAGGACUUCAUCUGGUUCCUUACAAAGUCGCGCAUCUCGGUCGAUGUUGGCGACAUCUCCCAGAGGGCCGUCAAGGCCAAGAGCAAGGCCGACAGUGAUAGCAUACCAGAGCCUCCAGACUGUCGGCUCGCUUCUGCUCACAAACUCUGACUUCCGCUUGUUCCUCUCCGACCUGAACAUUGUUGGCCGUGAAGUCUUCAAGGAUACGGCUUUCACCUUGUCGAAUGUCGCUGAAGAGGCAGGCAGAAGGCUCGAGCCAUCCCAGGAAGAACAGAAGAAGCUAAACGAGCCCGGUGCGGAUGCCGGGCCCCCGCCAAGCAGGGAUGACCUGGAGAACGAUGUCACGCAAAUGUCAAAGGUUGUCGGCAAUGGAGCAGCCCAGGUUGCCAAAGAAGCCCAGCACAGCCUGGCAGAUCAUCUCAGCGGUGAUGAAAGGGAUACCAUGCUCGCCCGCUUGAAACAAGCUGUUCUGAAGCUGAGAAAACGCAACGACUACUCUGAUUCAGUCUCGACUCUCUCCCACCUGAUCAAGCGCUAUGCCAUGAUAUACUCACGCGCUGUGCAAGAGACUCUCGAUACUGCUCAAAGUGAUGUCAACGAAAACCAAGAAACUGACAGAGCAAUGAAGAACUUCUGGACGUUCAUUACCUCGUUUGGUGAGCACAAAGAGUGGGAAGAGCUGGAAGACAGGUUCAAGCGCGUUAUGGCCCACAAAGAGAAUGACCCUGAAUUCGAAGAUCUGAUGACAGACGUUGGCAAUUCAACUCAAAAGCUGCUUACUGACCCAGAAUUUUUCGACCAUGCCGACGAGAAGUUCCAGGAGCUUCGCAAGAAGGCACGCGGAGUUGGCUCUGACUCCUCGCUUCGGGAGGAUGUCGACGGACUGCUCAGUCAGGUUCAAACUACUCUUCAAGCUGUGACGAAAGAUGAGGAUAUUGCAAAGCUUAUCAGGACAACUUUCAGGAUUGCCAACAUACUCUCGCCAAAAUACCAGUAUACCAAUGGCGAGUUGGUUACUGAUGCGAUCAACGUCUUUGUGCCUGUGCUGAUACAAGCCAUACAAUAUGUUCCUAUUCCGAGGCUCGAGGUCUCUACGCCCGACAUCGAUCUUUUGCUCGAGAAUCUCAUCAUUGAGCCUGGAAAAACCGUCAAUCACACUUCUUUCCUGCCAUACAAGCUUCGAGUCGAGACCUACAAUGAUCUUGAGAUCAGGAAGGCCCGCUUCCGCACGACCACCAAGGUCAACUCGCUAGUUACUAUCAAGCUGGAUGGACUCUCAUUCCGUGCCGAUGAGGUUGGAUUCUGGCUGCGUGCGCAUUCUGGCCUUCUCCGCCUUGCGGAUGAAGGCAUUGCGUCAUUCCAACUUGAUGAAAAGGGCAUCGACAUUCACCUUGACGUUGAAGUUGGCAAGGACAGACUCGAGAAGAUCCUCAGCCUGAAGGAUGUUCGCGUGCACGUCCACAAGCUCAACUAUACGACCAGCAAGUCCAAAUUCAGUUUUCUAGGCUGGCUCUUCAAGCCACUGCUGCGCCCCAUCGUCCGCAAAGUCAUGGAAAAGCAACUUGCCACCGCCAUCGCCGAUGGCUUGCAUGCUGCAAACCGAGAGUUACUCUUUGUCAAGGCCAUCAUCGCACGCCUGACUCCAGAAGAGGAUCCAGACUUGUACACCCGCGUCGGUCUCGUACAACCUGGCAAGGGCGUCUUCAAGGGUGUCUACGCGCCUGGUAGCGUCGUCAAGCUGUGGAACGAGGAGGCUGCGCAAGCUGCAGAGCGCAUUGAGGACUACGAGCAGGGUGGUUGGAGGAAUGACAUCUUCGAUGUCCACACGAGGAACCUUACUUGACCGGUUUCAGGCCACGCCCACGAAGGUCUAGUGCCACAAGCACAUGUGGUACACGAGAAUUAACGACUAAUGAAUAUUUAAUAUGGCUCUGAAACGGACAAGCAACAAAGCGGGCGGACAAAGCAAUGGAGCGGGCAUUAUGAUUCUACACCAGAGUAUUAGCACUGGACAGAUUGGCUUUUGGUGGAACUUGACGUGGGAGGUCACUUUGUAGUGUGAUACCGUUGCAACAAUAAUCAGUAUCUCCUGACAGUUUCUUUAUCGCUUGACCACGUAGCUGACCUUCGUGGCAACAGAGCCCAACAC
Messenger RNA from Aplosporella prunicola CBS 121167, 2161 nucleotides. RefSeq lists its product as uncharacterized. The coding region runs from base 56 to 1855 and encodes 599 amino acids. Lineage: Eukaryota; Fungi; Ascomycota; Dothideomycetes; Botryosphaeriales; Aplosporellaceae. The transcript has 3 exons. Gene Ontology annotation, molecular function: lipid binding. The record is from RefSeq and is a predicted model, not a curated record.